GUAUUGAUUUUUCGUUAUAAAAAGUGGGAGUACCUGGAAAUCACAUUAAAAUCGAGGCAAACCUUGUUUUUGAGACACAAACUUGUGAAAAUGGGCGCUGCUUUCUUUCCCGUGUUUUUCUUUACUGGUCUUUGGGGAGCUGUGGGCAUUGGCAUGCCCAUAAUGACCCCCAAAGGACCUCACCAGAAUCUUAUCCGUUGCGUCUUGAUGCUAACAGCCGCCUGCUGUUGGCUGUUCUGGCUCUGCUGCUAUAUGGCACAGAUGAAUCCUUUAAUUGGACCGAAACUCAAGCGGGAUGUGGUGGCCAUGAUUGGCAGGUCCUGGAACAACGAAAUCCUCGAGCACUAGGAAGCUGCACCAUCGUCAACAAUGUAUCCCAACCAUAACCAAUUAAAUUGUUUCGUGUUGUAAAUAAAAUAGUAAAACAUCUAUUGUUAUGUUCUAUUAACAA
Molecule: messenger RNA, 451 nt
Organism: Drosophila serrata
Lineage: Eukaryota; Metazoa; Arthropoda; Insecta; Diptera; Drosophilidae
Gene: VhaM9.7-a
Product: Vacuolar H[+] ATPase M9.7 subunit a
Biological process (GO): proton transmembrane transport
Cellular component (GO): plasma membrane proton-transporting V-type ATPase complex; proton-transporting V-type ATPase, V0 domain
Molecular function (GO): proton-transporting ATPase activity, rotational mechanism
Source: RefSeq, a predicted model, not a curated record